Messenger RNA from Daphnia magna, 6019 nucleotides. RefSeq names its product pumilio homolog 2 (gene pum). Gene Ontology annotation, biological process: post-transcriptional regulation of gene expression. The transcript is spliced from 14 exons. The record is from RefSeq and is a predicted model, not a curated record. Gene Ontology annotation, cellular component: cytoplasm; nucleus. Gene Ontology annotation, molecular function: mRNA 3'-UTR binding. The coding region runs from base 288 to 3980 and encodes 1230 amino acids. Lineage: Eukaryota; Metazoa; Arthropoda; Branchiopoda; Diplostraca; Daphniidae.
AAGCCCCCUGACUACGCUCGCUCGCCUUUGUGAACUGUGUAUCUUGUCUGACUCGUUUUUUAUAUGGUGACUGCCCCUGCCGUGUAAAUAACCGAAAGGCCGUGUACAGUGGUUUUAUCCGUUUGCAUCCUGAUUAUAUACAUACAUAUACAUAGAAGUGUAAAAAGAAGUCCUGGAGACACAUUGGACUGACUAAUUACGAUACGAUUCACAUAAAUGCAUGUGAAUAGUCGGCCGUAACAUAUCUUCCCUACGAAAUAUAAGUAUUUUCAGUGUUUCUAUGUGUGAUGAAGUGGGUGGGAGGUGAUUCUCAAGAAACUCCUUCUUCUUGUUCCGGAAUGCUGGGCAACGGAAGUCAUGUGCCACUGCAAACUGUGCCAGAAAUGGCUCGGCCAAUAUCUUCACGUUCUCAGGAUGAUGCCAUGGUAUCCUACAUCUUUCAAAGACCUCAGACUGAUGGAAAUUUUCAAGCCUUCAGCAAGCAUCAAUCUAGAUGGCUAGGUGACGAGAGUAUUUCAGAGGUCAAGCCUGGUCUUGCCAAUGAUGCUGCACAGGCAUCAGUCUCACAACCAAGUGCAGUCAACAGCCAGCAACGGAGCCAGUUUGAUCAGAUUGCCCCAUCGGCCAAGAAGUUGUGGGGAGUCGAAGAGCAGAAAGAAGACACAAAAAGCAGCCUCUUUAACAUCAGUGAUCAAACUUGGAGAGACUCGACGUGGAGUAAUUCAACUAUCGAUCAUGCUGUUUCACAGCCCAUCUCGAUGGGUCAUGGUCCCAGACGUUCUGGCAGCUUUCCUGGCAGCGAGGUGGCCAAUGUUUUGUCGCCGCGGUCCUCUGAAACCGGCGGACUUGGCGUCAAGAUGGUCGAAUACGUCCUCGGCACAUCACCUACUAACAAAGAUCUAGAGAGUCGGAUGAGAGGGCUGGUCCUCAAUCCGACAGAAGAUAAAGACAAGAAGGAGAAAGCCUCGUCGCCACCUCUUCAAGACAUGGAGGGGAAUACAAAUGGUUGUCCUCCCCACUCACAUGCUAUGAUGUUGUCGAACGGAUUGUCUUCGGACGAUGAUGCAAAGGCUUUCAAAUAUGCCUCGGAGGCAGCGUCCAAUGGCCUGCCAUAUCACAUGAACGUAGACGCAUAUAGUCGGACGCCGGGAAGUAGGCAACCUUCGCCUUCCGAAGAAGAUCUGACCAAGAAUCACAGCCCGGGUUUACCUAUUACACACUCGGUGCCCAUCAAAUCUGGUGACGGGAUGGGUAUGCCUCCUAGCAAUUCUCACAGUGCUAUGGUAGGAUCACUGACUGGCCCGAUCCAAGGCCCAGGCAUGUCUAAUGGUAUCGGUCCCAUGAGUGGACUUGUCAAUGGUGGAGGACCACCCGGAUUGGGACUAUCUUCCAGCGGAACAGCCGAUGGACAUAACAACCAUUACGAACCGGUGAUGAUGGAGCCGCCGGGAGUGCACUUUGACAGCAGUUACUCAGUGCUUUCCACUAUGGAUACUCAAUCGUCAGGAAUGCUCCAUCAGAAUUUUGACGCUCACAUGUUUCGUCAUCAUCAUCACCAGCAGCAGCAACAACAUCAAGCCCAACAGCAGCAACAACAACAACAGCAGCAGCAGCAGCCCCCUCUUCCGCCGCCUCCACAGCAACAUCAACAAUCCCAACAGGUCCAACUUCUUGCCCAACAGCAGUUUCUUGCAGCCCAGCAACAGCAAAUUGGGCUUGCAGGUCCAGCAGGUGGCCCAGCUUACCCAAAUGCACCAUACGUAAUCAAUCAAGAGCCGUACAUGCAAACUUUGAUUGCAGGCCACGCAGCGAUGAUGCCACAAUACUAUGGAAUGGCACCAUGGGGCAUGUAUCCGGGUGUCAUUCCGCAAGGACCCAGUGCUCCCGGCCAAGUAGCUCCUGGUCAACAUCAACAAGGCCAGCCGAGACGACCGAUGUCACCGAACUCACUGUCUGAUCAUCCGCCCGUUCCUCAGCCUGGUCAGUAUCAGGUCAUCCCUGCAUAUUACGAUCAAAACGGAUCGCUGGUCAUGGGCAACAUGAGGGGUAUCGGAAAUGGUGGCAUGAAUGGUCCCGUUCGCCUAAUGUCGCCUGCUCCCAUGGUACUGCAAAAUCCAAGUGGUCCUAACUCAGGUAAUAUGAGACUAAUGGGCAACCAAGGACAACAAAUGUCCGCUGCGGCCCAGCAACAGCAGCAGCAGCAGCAACAACAACAACAGCAGCAACAACAACAACCAUCGAUUUACAACAAUGGCCAGCAGCAAUCCUUGUACAGUAACACUCCGGGUCCUUCAACAUCGCAUUCUCACAACGGUCCCAACAAUCCAGGACUUGGCGGCCUACAGAACAUGCAGCAAAAUUCCGGUUUGGGAAGCAAUUUUGGAGCUUUGGGCUUGCAACAAAGCAAUAGCCUUGGAUUUGGCAAUAGCGCAUUAGGAUCAAUUGGUUCACCAUCACUUGGAUUGGCCAACGGACAAGGACGGCGCGACUCCUUCGAUCGAAAUUCGACGUCAACCUUCUCACCGUCGCUGGGUGAAUACGGCAGAGGAAAAUGGCCGCAGAAUUACGGUGCCCUUGGUACCGUCACCGCUUCUCCUGGCCCGCUGGGUUUAUCGUCUGGCUCGUUGACUCCGCCACCAAACAUGGGUGGAGCGUCUUCUGGAUUACAGCUCGGUUUGGGUCCUUUUGUUUCUGGGGGACGACUUAUGUCGGCUGCUCCAGGAUCUGAGAUGAUGAAGUUCCGGAACGGCUCCACCACGCCCAGCAGCGUUGGAACAGGGGGCUUGUUUGGGGCGGGGGCGGGUGGCUCUCUUUUUGCCAAAAUGGGAGGUGCUGGCCGCCAGCCACAACAUCCCCACAACGGAAUCAUUGGUGUCGGCCUCGACAAGAUGACGGGACGAUCAAGACUACUGGAAGACUUCCGGAACAACCGCUUCCCCAAUCUGCAAUUGCGUGACAUUGCCAACCACAUUGUCGAAUUUUCUCAAGACCAGCACGGCUCACGCUUUAUCCAGCAGAAAUUGGAACGUGCAACGCCGGCUGAAAAACAGAUGGUCUUUACCGAGAUCAUAGUGGGCACUUACGCGCUCAUGACGGACGUCUUCGGCAAUUACGUCAUUCAGAAAUUCUUUGAAUUUGGCUCACCAGAGCAGAAGAGCACUCUGGCACAGAAAAUUCGAGGCCAUGUCCUGCCAUUGGCUCUUCAAAUGUACGGCUGUCGCGUCAUUCAAAAAGCGCUGGAGUCGGUACCGUCUGAUCAGCAGAAAGAAAUUGUACGCGAACUCGACGGCCACGUUCUGAAAUGUGUCAAGGAUCAAAACGGCAACCACGUGGUCCAGAAAUGUAUUGAAUGCGUCGACCCCAUGCAACUGCAGUUCAUUAUCGAUGCUUUUGAGGGACAGGUCCUUUCACUUUCGACACAUCCUUAUGGAUGUCGGGUGAUCCAGCGCAUACUGGAACACUGCACCCCUGAGCAGACCUCUCCCGUACUGAACGAGCUGCAUCACAACACGGAAACCCUGAUCCAAGAUCAAUACGGGAACUAUGUGAUCCAACAUGUCCUUGAACACGGCAAGUCUGAGGACAAAUUGCGGAUCGUCACAGCCGUGAAGGGCAAGGUGCUGUCGCUGUCGCAGCACAAAUUCGCCUCUAACGUGGUGGAAAAAUGCGUCUCGCAUGCUACUCGAUCCGAGAGAGCAAGUCUGAUUGACGAAGUGAUCAGCUUUAACGACGCGAGUCCGCACAGUCCCCUACACACCAUGAUGAAGGAUCAGUACGCCAACUAUGUCGUGCAGAAGAUGAUUGAUGUGGCCGAGCCGUCGCAGCGUAAACUGCUCAUGCACAAAAUCCGACCGCACGUUUCAACACUCCGCAAGUAUACAUAUGGCAAACACAUUCUCGCCAAACUGGAAAAGUAUUUCCUUAAGAACAACGUCGAUUUGGGACCUAUUGGACCCCCGUCGAACGGAGUCAUCGGAUAACAUCGGAUAUAGCACCACCAACACUACUAGCAGCCAACGACUACGUUAUUUAAAAAACGACAAAAACAAAAAACAAGCAAAACAUCUUGGUUUAAAAUUCUCAACAUUUGGUUCUUUUCCUUUUUUUCUUAUUAUUAUCUUUUUUUUUCUGCCUUUUUUUUUUCGUGAAAAAUGCGCUGUUGUUUUGAUUGGGAAGCCAGUCCCAUUUUUUUUUUGUUACAAUUUUUUUUUUUUUUUUUUAGUGAUGGAUAUAAUGAUUUGUGGGUAGGGGAAAAGAAACGGGCAAGCUCUUUCUGGUUUUGUCAAGGGGAAAAAGUAACGUUCAAACCUUCUUGGAUUUCUCAACUGACCAUUUGUACCAUACGUUGUGGUAGUGUACAUUGUACAGCUUUUUCCUUACAUUUGUACAUUGUACAGGAAAUUUCCCUUCGUAUUUUUUUACUUUAAACUUUUUUUUUUUUUUCAUCCGUCUCCAUCUAUCUUCAUUCAUUCGACUGGUCCGCACCUCCCACUAUCCUCCAACUCUGCAUGAUAUUACAUUAUAAAGUCGGAGGAACAACUAUCUUUACCAUCUUAUCCAACUUUCAUCCGGAUUGUUGAUAGGUAUUGAUGGAUUAUGUUGAGAAAACUUAGGAAUCGUCAAUCCACCGAAAGUAUAAAAAAACAAAAAAAAAGUUGUAAUUUUUUUUUCCCUCCUUAGUUCUGACGAUCACUUCAAUUCACUAGAUUUAACGGCGUCAUCUUUGAUUGCCGUGUGAUGGUGGCCCAUUUAUUUGAUCACUUCUUUUUACCCACUUGUCUUUGCUGAGUAGCUUGCUUAUUGGUUUUUUUUUUUUUUCGGUUUAUCACCAUCUUACCUUACUUCGUCCCAAACACUAUCGAGCUCUACACCCCUUCGAUGAAAAAUUGCAGGUGGCCCAUCAAGCAAAACGAGACAAACCUUUUUGCCAUUGUUUACUACUUUGUUUUUUUUUUAAUCUCUUAUUUCCCCACUUCAUUGACGCGAGACAUGACCGACAUCGAUGCCCCCCUUUCCUACUUGACCCCCAAACUGGAUUUUUCAUCCAUAAUUAACGUUUUGGUUUUCUGUAAAGUGUACAGCGGCAAAAGUAAAAAGAGCGAACUUUUUUCCAUUAUUUUACGUAACAAAACCAAGCGAAGCAAAUUCAGCGGAAAAACAUCAAAUGCUCUGUUCUCCAUUUUCUACAUCCAUCGACUGUAAAUUUCCGUAGUGUGCGGCGGUCAAAAUGUGUGGUGUGACCCCCACACAUUCUCAUUCGCUACGACGCGUCAUCACCUUAAUGGGUCUUUUUUUUUUUUUCGUUUUGCUAUUUCUUGAAAUUCAUCAAACACUUCACCUUCCACUCAAACUUAAGGUUUUUUUUUUUCCAGUUAUAGAACGCCGGUUCGCUUCGUAGAUUUUUCUAUUGCUGACGCUGUUUGGUUUCCUUCUUUGCUCCUCAAGCCGUGGAUUCACCUGACACGGACCAAUAUUUUGUGAAUUGUUUUCCUUCUCUCCCCUUAAUUCUCAACCAUCCAUUAUGUUGGACAUUUUCUUUUUGAGUGUGUAGUUUCUCCUACUUCCAAUUCUUUUUUUCUUCCUUUCUUUGCGCCAGUUAUUUCCUGAUUUUGGCUUUUAUUUCAACCAUCUUUAUUAUUAGAAUGUUUCCUUGUAACCGCUGGUGUUAUGUAUUGAAAACUACGAAAUGCUGUAAAAAAAUAUCACUAGUGCUCUUUUCUUUUCCCCUCUUUGUAAACAGGAUUCAUGUACAAAAAAAUCGUCCCCACCAGAACUCGCUCUUUGACAUCCCCUUCCAUCCGCUUCCCUCCUUAAAUCUUCUUUUUUCUGGAAUCAAUGCUUUUCUCUUUCAAUCUCCAUCAAAAAGACAGUUUUCUUAAAACUUUAUAAUUUUUUUAUAUUAAAUUCUGGUUGGAAAAACACUUCCAAUGUAUUUCCUCUAAUAGCACACUCUCGUGCAGCCACCUUUACCCUCUUUCAUUUUUGAAAAAAAAAAUACAUCCCGAGUAUAUGCGUUGGA